This is a messenger RNA of Hyla sarda, 6491 nucleotides long. RefSeq names its product Rho related BTB domain containing 1 (gene RHOBTB1). Gene Ontology annotation, molecular function: protein binding; GTPase activity; GTP binding. The transcript is spliced from 10 exons. The record is from RefSeq and is a predicted model, not a curated record. Lineage: Eukaryota; Metazoa; Chordata; Amphibia; Anura; Hylidae. Bases 333 to 2414 code for a protein of 693 amino acids. Gene Ontology annotation, biological process: small GTPase-mediated signal transduction.
GCAGCUGGAGGUCGGCUUCACAGCCCUGCGCUUCUCAAUUCACGUUUUUUUUUCUUUCCUAAAGUGUCUGCUGGAGGGUGGAGAUUAAAAGAAAAAAAAAAGGGGGUGGAGAUGCUUAAAAGGGUCAAGAUCGUCCCUUAAGAUGGAUAGGGGUAGGGAAUGUCAUCGCAAAGAAAGAAGACAAUGACAUCGAGCUAUGGUGCUCUGCAAACUUGUGCCUAGUCUUAGCCUGGCACCUCCAUCCUUCCAAGCGAGCACUGGAGAACAAUAGUGAGCUGGAAGCUGGGGGAGAACAAGUGUGCCAGGGAGGAGAACACACCAGGGCUGUAUAAAUGGACACUGAUAUGGACUACGAAAGACCGAAUGUUGAAACCAUCAAGUGUGUGGUCGUGGGAGACAAUGCAGUGGGCAAAACCCGGCUUAUCUGCGCAAGAGCAUGCAACACUACGUUAACUCAAUACCAGCUGCUGGCCACCCACGUACCUACAGUAUGGGCAAUAGAUCAGUAUCGAGUAUGUCAAGAGGUCCUUGAACGCUCCCGGGACGUUGUUGAUGAAGUGAGUGUAUCUCUCAGGCUGUGGGACACCUUUGGGGAUCAUCACAAGGACAGGCGUUUUGCCUAUGGAAGAUCUGAUGUGGUUGUCCUUUGUUUCUCAAUUGCAAAUCCAAAUUCCUUAAACCAUGUGAAAACAAUGUGGGCUCAGGAGAUCAAGCAUUUUUGCCCCCGCACACCUGUCAUUCUUGUUGGCUGCCAGCUGGACCUCCGUUAUGCCGAUCUUGAAGCUGUUAACAGAGCAAGACGACCGUUGGCAAGACCAAUAAAAAGGGGAGACAUUUUGCCACCAGAAAGGGGACGAGAAGUUGCCAAGGAACUUGGGAUCCCAUAUUACGAAACCAGUGUUUUUGACCAGUUUGGUAUAAAGGAUGUGUUUGACAAUGCAAUCAGGGCUGCCUUGAUCUCCAGGAGACAUCUUCAGUUUUGGAAGUCCCAUCUGAAGAGAGUUCAAAAACCUUUACUACAAGCUCCAUUCCUUCCCCCCAAAUCACCCCCACCAGUAAUAAAGAUCCCCGAAUCCAGUGAGUCUAACAUUAAUGAUGCUGGAGAUUUACUGGACAAUCCUUUGUGUGCAGAUGUCAUGUUUGUCCUUCAGGACCAAAAACAGAUCUUUGCUCAUAAAAUUUACCUUGCUACCUCCUCUUCAAAAUUUUAUGACCUUUUUUUAAUGGAACACGAAGAGUCUCAAACCCCUGUGGAAAGGUUCUGCAAGAAGGAAAAACCUACGAAGGAUUUGUUGCUGCGGACAUUAAGCCUUGAUACAGAUGAGGACACUGAUGCAGCUUCUUUGAAACCAUCAAAUGUCUCUCUCCGGAUUUCUAGAAGUGAUGAUACAUUGCUAACUUCAGAUUGUGGUGAGGAAGGUUGUGUUUCCUUAUCAUCUUGGAGCAAAGGCUUUCAUAGUAUGCACCAAGAACUGAUGGUCAACCAAGUCUCUAACAGGACUUGCUUAAUGACUGUGGUCCGAAUGGACUCCUCUAUACAGUAUGGGCCUUUUAAAACUGUGUUACAGUUUCUAUACACGGGACACUUAGAUGAAAAUGAAAAAGGUUUGAUGCGUGUAGCACAAAUUGCAGAAAUUCUAGAAGUGUUUGAUUUGCGAAUGAUGGUAGAGAACAUCACAAACAAAGAAGCCUUUAUGAACCAGGAGAUUACAAAAGCAUUUCACGUCAGGAAAGCGAAUCGAAUCAAAGAAUGUCUCUCCAAGUCAACCUUCUCUGAUGUGACAUUUAAAUUGGAUGAUGGAAGCAUCAAUGCCCAUAAGCCGCUGCUAAUCUGUAGCUGUGAAUGGAUGGCUGCAAUGUUUGGAGGUUCUUUUGUGGAAAGUUCAAAUAAUGAGGUCACCCUACCUAAUGUAAGCAAAUCAUCAAUGCAAGCUGUAUUAGACUAUCUCUACACCAAGCAGUUGUCCUGCACGUCGGACAUGGACCCACUGGAGCUUGUUGCACUGGCAAAUAGAAUCUGCCUUCCACGUUUGGUGUCUCUCACCGAACAACAUGCUGUGCAGGAACUGACCAAGGCUGCGGUGAACGGGGUGGAUAUUGAUCAGGAAGUGCUGACCUAUCUGGAAAUUGCUCAGUUCCACAAUGCACAUCAGCUGGCAGCCUGGUGCCUGCACCACAUCUGUACUAACUACAACAGUGUCUGCUCCAAAUUGCGGAAAGAAAUAAAAUCUAAAUCAGCAGAAAACCAGGAAUAUUUUGAAAGACACCGUUGGCCACCAGUUUGGUACUUAAAAGAGGAAGACCACUACCAGAGAGUGAAGAAGGAGAGGGAGAAGGAAGACCACAUCCUUAAUAAACAUCGCUCAAAGCGCAAGUGGUGCUUCUGGAACUCUUCAUCAGCGGCCUUUGCCUAAGCAGUGACUUGAAAACACAUGUAAAUGAAUAUUGUCUUAAUGUUAUAACAAGCUGUACAGUAGUUAUCUUCGAAGCACUGAUAUGAAUCCACAUGUGUGCAUUUGUUGUUUUUUAUAAGAUCAAAGCACAAUUUCACUUCAAGCAGGUCAAAAAAAAAAAAAAAGCUUGUUACCUUUAUCUGGCGGGGGUCCUUGCAGACCCUUGUAUCACAGGAGAGGGAUUAAUGCAUUGGCAUUGACAGGCAAAAUAAAUGGUCAUUAUGAUCGCUAUAAACAUACAUAUAAAAGGCGAUAUACACGAUGUUCAAUACAGGGAUCUUUCUCAUUUUGGAACAAAUGUGUCGAGUUAGACUAAGCCAAUACAUGGAUGAGUGCUCACUCACAAUAAUGGUAUGUUGUAGAGCACAAGCGCCACCUCCUCAUCUAGUACUGUGAGUUGUUAUUUUUUUUAAAGAAACUCUGUAUCAACAUUGUGUAGCAUCCGGGCUAGUAUGUCAAGCUAACCUUAGUCGUGGAAAGCUCGACAAUCAUGUUAAAACCUAACUGUCUGUGCAUACGUUUCUGCUUAAAGCUUUCGGAAACCAGAAAAUCUUCAGAUUCAGGUAUUUUUUUAAAUUAAUAAAUUGCACGAUCUUUAUAACAAUCAGUCAAAGCAAUGCAGAAGGCAGAAGUCAUAGUCAACGCUUGUAGUAAGAGUUGCCCAGAUUAUUCCUUGAGUGCCACUAGCCAGACAAGAGGUCAUUUCUACUAAACCUUACUUUACUGAAAACCUGAAAAUGUAGGUCACUGGAAUUAACCUCAGUGUGAAACUUCCUCCAUCUCACCCUUAAAGAUAUUACAGGAAUCAAGGUGAAACAUAUCUUGGAAGAGGAAACAUGGUGUAACAUGUCCACCUGGCAGUUGGCUUGGGUGGCACCAUGAUGCAUUGGGGUCUAAAACCAUCUUGUUUUAAAUAUCUUUACAGCACUCCAAAGUUGCUUUUCUUCCUAGAUCCACCUAGUAAACUAAAAUGGUUCCUACAGUUUCAGGUUUUGAGUAUUACAAGGCUUUUAACUUUUUAGUAUACCUCGAAAAUCAGGCUACUAUAUCAUUUUCAAGAAGUGGGCACAAAAGGCAUGGCUUAGCAUAUAUUACAAGCCAUUUUUCAAUUGUCUGCUUGCUGGCUAAAAGUAUUUAAAAUUGGAAUCAUUGAUGCUGUUUAGGUCAAAACAGAUGAAAAAUAAGUAAAUGUUGACAAAAAAAAUCACUUUUCAAUUAAAAGGAAAGUAAUUUUUACAGAAAACAGUAAUAUUCAACCUAUACACUACAACCGAGCAAUGACCAGGUUUCUCUCUUCACGGGAAACGAUUUUUAUACUGUCUUACUUGGAAUAUAAUAAUAUUCUGUAUGUGAAAUGCCUAUGCGAGGUUAGAAUAUUAAACACAGAAGGGCUUUUUUUCACAGGGAAAUGCAGGGUACAUUACACACCCUACUUGCAAGAAAAUGUGUUACUGUCAUUUGUGACCUAAAAUAUGUACUUAUCUUGUGGUAUCAUCCAUUUAUAACACAGUGGUCUUCCACCUUCAGUGCGGUCUAGUGGUGGUUUAAUGUGGACCUGUACAGAAUUUUACUAAAGUACUGUAUGAUGUAUACUGUGAAAAAACAGAGAGAAUGUUGGACUUCUCUUCUUACAUUCUUUUGUGAUUUGAAUCAUUCCCAUUCUCUUGUACAUAUUUAUUAAAGCCACCUACCAUCUAAAGGCUAGGUUUGCAGCCUAGUAAAAAUAAUUCAGAGUCCAGCCAGUUGGUUGGCUUGAAGUUUAUGACAUCACUUCAUGUCUCAGUGAUGUCAUUUCCUUCUGUAUUGAUACAAAACUGAGAGAGACUAUUUGGCCCAUUUAUGAGUGGCUACAUCAGUCUUUGAUUGUUGUCAGGUCCACUUAAAAUUCUGGGUUUUCACAGGUGUUUUUUUUAAGACAAAAUGCCAGGAUGUCACAUACCGUAGCCGAGUGGAUUUCAUAGCAUUUCACUGAAACACUGUGCCCAGGAUGGGCAUAUGAGCCUCCCCUUUGUUACUUAGUGAAUAUGCUUCCUGUGUAUCAGUAUUUCCUUCUCUUCCCUUUCUUCACUUAUUUAAAUUGAUUGUUGUGUGAAUUUUCAGUGUUAAUUAUAUGACAAAAAAAAAAAUAUGAAUAUUGUUGAAGGAGGAUCAAAGCUGCUCCUGGACCAAUAUAUCACAAUGCAUAUCGUAGCAGAUAAAUAGUUUUAGUUGCUAUCCAAUAGUUUUGUGGUAUUUAAGCCCCACAAAACCUAAUAUAAAGGUGGAUCACUAUUGUAAGAAGGCACUAAAAAGAGAUUGUAAACCUAAAUUACAAGUCCUAUGCGGAAAGACUCCUGGUAACAUUCACAAAGUACAAUUCUUUACCCAAUCCCAUGCUGCCCCGGACAUUGAGAUCCCGGACAUUGUGCCUAUUCACUCUAAAUAUCACAAUUUGCUUACUUACAGGAACCUAGGUCUCCUUAUGAACCUAUGUCUAUGUAUAUAUAGUAGCUAUUAAGUAUCUGAGAGGUUCUGGAAGAUUUUCCUUGUAUUUGUGAAUGUUAUAAAUAAGUCUUCCAUAUAAAAUGUAAAGUAUUUUAGGCACAGUGGCCUUUUAUAUAAAAAUAAAUUCCCUAGCCUGGCCCCUAUGCUUCUCCUAACGUUAACGCAGACUAUGACUUAAUCACAAGUGUACUUGAGAACAUAACUGGACACAACACAAUCUGAGAUGCCUCUAUGAAACUAUUUCUCAAGAAUACUCAAGAAUAUUCUGCCUUGUCUUGCAUUGUAUUAUAAAUCAAGUCUGGGUAUAAAUAUAGACUAUAGGACACUUUUAUUUAUUUUUAAGCUGUGCACUAUGUAUACUACAAGUAUUGGUCUAGUUAUAUGAUGCAUUCAAUAACGCUUAGAUGUCAAUACAAUCCUGGGAUGGGUAAACCCCCUGUAAUGCCCAGGAACACCUAAAGCCAGCUGUGGUCAGCUCCACCCUAUUUCCCUAGGACUGUUUACUAUGUUUUAGCCAUGCUCUAAAGUUGUGCUAAGCCACAGCGACCAAUCAGACAUUUGCAUUUUAAAUGUUACUGACACUAGGCCAAUGUAAGGUCAUUACUGAUUGGUUGUUGUAUCAAUGUUAGAAAAUAGUUUUAUAGAUGGCAAAAACCAUUUCGGAAUUUUAAGUGCUAAUGUGAGAAGAUCAGUCAAAAUAUGUAUCAAAGGGGGUUAAACAAUGAGAAUCUGUCAAGGAAGGACAUGCUGAACAUGGAAACCUCCGGACCAUAUGCAAAAUAAAGAUCUAUUGCAUUCUGGGUCAUUUUGGUUUUUGCACCUGAUAUCUUACCACAUAGGAAACGGUCCGUAGGUCCAAUUGUCCAGGCUUUGACCUGUGUCCACAGAAACAUUGCAACAAUAAAUGUGUCUUACCAUGACAGAUUGUAAUUUUGGGACCCAUUUGUGAGGUGAAGACUGGCUUGUAAGUUAGGCCUCAUAAAAUCUAAAUUCAGUACUUACCCCAGAGUUGCAGAAAGCCAUAACAUUAGUAAAAUUCAGGUUUUGACAGGGGUUCAAUGUUGGAAAAUGUCAUUCUCUUUUUAGCAUUGUAGUAAAAGGUGCUAUAAAAACGGGAUAACCCUGUUCUAAUAUACCAGCAAAAAUAACCAACAAAAUGUGCGCUCUGCGCAAUGGAUUCAUCAGAAAGUAUGUAUUGUUGAACUGGGGAAAGGAAAUAUGUCCAUGUAGGCUAUGUGAAGUUGGGUGUUGUAGGACUGAAAACCUAAAUCCACACCUUGAUGUCUGCCGUGACCCUUAGGAAUAAAGUAACAGUCGUUGAUUUUACACAACCAAAGCUCAGUUUGUAAACUUGCCAAAUGCUACAACUAAAUGAACGCACCUGGGGUAUAUGCAAUAAUAUCCUGUUGUAAUCUUAAAUGUCAGUUUAUUUAACCAAGUGGCUGGUUCAUUUGGUUAAUACAGCCUAUGGCCUUUAUCUUUGUGGUUAUUUUAUGUUUUUAAUUUUGCAAAAAAAAAAAAGAAAGAAAAUGUCAAUAAACUUGUUUAAAUAUA